Molecule: messenger RNA, 1474 nt
Organism: Trichosurus vulpecula (common brushtail)
Lineage: Eukaryota; Metazoa; Chordata; Mammalia; Diprotodontia; Phalangeridae
Gene: EFNA1
Product: ephrin A1
Exons: 5
Coding region: 151-771 (206 amino acids)
Biological process (GO): axon guidance; ephrin receptor signaling pathway
Cellular component (GO): plasma membrane
Molecular function (GO): ephrin receptor binding
Source: RefSeq, a predicted model, not a curated record
GGCCAGAGUUGUUAGCGCGCUCCUGGACUGCAGCCACAGAAAAGAACAAGAGCUCCAGACUCUGUAAGAGAUUUCCCCACACUCACUCUCUCCAUAUCCAACCCGACCUGGCCCAGUGUGCCACGGCCCGGCCCGGCUAGGCGCCACGUUAUGGAGUUACUGUGGGUUCCACUCUUGGGCUUAUGUUGCAGUUUGGCCUCCGCUGAUCGACACACCGUCUUCUGGAACAGCUCAAACCCCAAGUUUCAGAGUGAAGACUACACAGUCCACGUCCGACUGAAUGAUUACUUAGACAUCAUCUGUCCACAUUAUGAGGAUGAGUCCGUGGCCCCAGAUGCCAUGGAGCGUUAUACGCUGUAUCUGGUGGAGCAUGAGGAAUACCAACUGUGCCAACCGCAAUCCAAGGAACAGGUGCGAUGGCAAUGCAACCAGCCCAAUGCCCGGCAUGGUCCUGAGAAGCUGUCUGAGAAGUUCCAACGUUUUACCCCUUUUACCCUGGGAAAAGAGUUCAAGGAGGGACACAGCUACUACUAUAUCUCCAAACCCAUCCAUCACCAUGGAGACCAGUGCCUGAAAUUGAAAGUGACUGUUGAUGGCAAAAUCACUCACAGCCCCCAGGUGGACUCCAAUCCACAGAAUGAGAAUCACUUUUCAGCAGAUGAUGCAGAAGUCCAGGUCCUGCAUAGUGUUGGACACAGUGCUGCCCCUCGGACCUUUCCAGUUGCCUGGGUUGUGCUGCUUCUGCCCCUCAUGCUGCUUCACACGCCCUGAAGGUGGGCAUCAAACCCGGCUUUUGAGGACUAGAACUGGGCUGGGGAAGGAAGGGGUAACAGCCCCUUUCCAAAGGAGAAAACUGGAAUCCUCUGCCCAAGGAACUCCAUCCAGCGUAGUGCAAACCUGCCACCCUCGUGGCAUGGGUCAGUAUUAGGGGUGCCAGGAAAGAUUGGCAGUGCCAACUUGUCCUCUGCCCCGUGGUUGGGAGGAUAUAGCUCUCUUCAUUCCUCCUGUUUUGCCAAAGAUCAAGAACCUGAAAUUAACCAAGGGCAGCUGCUCCUCUUCGAAGUGGGGAGCUUAUGGAUGGACUCUGGGCAUGGAAUGGUUAUGCCCUCCAUGGAAGACCCAGGAGUGCCCAAGAUGGAACUCUAAAGGAGCAGAAAAAGAAACUGAGCUUUUCAUGUGGGAAGGGGAGGAUGGGGAGAAAGAAGCACUUUGUGUGCACUCAGGGUCUGCCUUCCCUACACACUCACAUACAAUUCCAUCUGUAAUGCCAUAUUGGCAAAAGAAGGUUACAGCCUGGGCUCUCCUAAUUCAGAGCCACCCCUCAGGGGGGCUAUCUCAGAGCAAUGCCAGGCAGGCAAGGAGGGGCAGUGCCCCAACAUGUGCUGUGUAUAAGGGCAGUGCCCAUUGUAUAUAUAUUUGUAUGUAAAAUCUCUCCCUGGAGAGGUUUCUAUGACUAAAAUUGUUUUUACACAAG